UGUUGUUGAGUGAAUUCAGUUGAAUUGGUUUCGGCGCACUGUGCUCUGUAGUUUGUUUGCCUGGCCGCCUAGCUUCGUCGCAACUACCAGACACUCGCUCAGUUGAUUGCUAGCAGAUUACUCGCGCAAGCAUCAUCAUGAAGGUUUGGAUCGCUGCCCUGUGCGGAGCACUGCUAGUGCACAGCACCGCUGCCUUCGGCUUCUACCAGCCACGAGUUCCGAAUGCCGGCGACCGAGCCGCUAACGUGUCGUCACGCGUACCUGCACCAUACGGUAUCUCGAACACAUUCUGUGAUUCCGUGGGACACGUGGCUAGCUGCACCGGGCCACCAUCCGGCAAAGGAAACCCUUUUGGCAAGGCCUUCCAUACCAUUGGAGGAAUAUGGAACGAGACGAUCUGCAUGGCGGACAGUGACGGUGAUGGCGUUGCUAACGGAGCGGAGCUUGGAGACCCCAACUGCACCUUUAUACAGGGUAGCACGCCAUUAAUCACCACUGGCAUUAGCCACCCAGGAUUUGCCUGCUCAACAGCUGCCGAUCCAUUCUGCUUGUCUUCCCCGGUCUCACAAUUCAUGACCGCACCGACUGGUGGAAGUGGUGCUACAACAGGGGCUGUAACGACUGGUCCUGCUAUUACAAGUAAGCUUGGUAGAAGCCUUGCUUGAUAGUUUAACAGGUUUUCUAUUUCGACA
This is a messenger RNA of Sycon ciliatum, 692 nucleotides long. RefSeq names its product temptin-like. Bases 138 to 665 code for a protein of 175 amino acids. NCBI's taxonomy places the organism in Eukaryota, Metazoa, Porifera, Calcarea, Leucosolenida, Sycettidae. The transcript has 7 exons. The record is from RefSeq and is a predicted model, not a curated record.